AUGAGUCUCUGGAUGGAGACACCGAGUGUAGUCGUGGAUGAAAAACGCCUGUUGCAAAAUAUCGAUCGGAUGCAGGAACUAGCGAUAUUGAAUCAUGUGAAUCUUCGCCCUCAUGUUAAGACUCACAAGACACGAGAGAUUGCGACGAUGCAAUUGGCAGCUGGAGCUUGUGGUCUCACAGUCUCAAAACCAUCCGAAGCACUGCAGUUUCUACGAGGUAAAGUUCCAGGACUUACAAGUUUAACGCUCGCGUAUCCCGUGGUGCAAUGUAAGAAGAUCCAAGAGGUGCUACAGGCAGCACAGGAGGUCGACGUCGAGUUUUUGCUGACGGUCGACAGCUCCGAGGGCGUUGACGCUGCACAGAAGGCGGCCGAAACUACUUGCUGCAUUUUGAAGCUGCUGAUCCAUGUUGACGUUGGAUACCAUCGAGUAGGCAUUGAAGCCGAUGAUCCAAAGCUGCUCCAGCUAGCCCAGCGCAUUAACGCGUCAAGUAGUCUGGAAUUCUGUGGACUGCUAUCUCAUGCAGGCCAGGCGUACCGUUGCAAGUCGGUAGUGGAAUGUACCGAGGUGGCGGAGACGGAGAGAAUGAUGAUGGUUCGUAUUAAGAACAUGCUGGAGGCGAAUCGAAUUGCGGUGCCCGUGGUGUCUGUGGGCAGUACUCUAACGGAGCCAGCGCGUACGGACUUUACUGGAAUUAGCGAGAUCCGCCCUGGCAAUUACGUAUUCCUCGAUCGUACACCUGUGCGAAUGGGACUGUUUUCAAUGCAGGAUGUCGCGCUGACCGUUCUUGCGACGGUGGUCAGCUCGAACAAGUACAAUUUCAUCGUUGACGCUGGUUCAAAGGUGUUGAGCUCAGAUGGAGCACGAUCGGAUGGAGGAUUCGGAUCGACAUGUUAUGGUCUUGCUUUUUACCACAAGGAUUUCGAUCGCGUUGUGAAAGAACCUACCCAAAACAAGACAGUACUAGAGGAUGGUCAAGAGCUCAUUUGCUUCGAGGUGACGAGCUUGUCAGAAGAACACGGCUGGGUAAAGAAGAUUGAGGGCAUUCCUUCGCCUGCCAUCGGCGAACGCCUCGUCAUUGUGCCGAAUCAUUCGUGCGUCGUGUCAAACCUUACCGACUCGUUUUACAUCCAGGGUAAAGAGCCAAAGAGCUGGACGCUACUGUCGCGUGGAUGCACGAUGUAG
This is a messenger RNA of Peronospora farinosa, 1185 nucleotides long. NCBI's taxonomy places the organism in Eukaryota, Oomycota, Peronosporomycetes, Peronosporales, Peronosporaceae. The record is from the annotation of a GenBank genome assembly.